Diorhabda carinulata is the source of this 3753-nucleotide messenger RNA. RefSeq names its product leucine-rich repeats and immunoglobulin-like domains protein 2. The record is from RefSeq and is a predicted model, not a curated record. The transcript has a single exon. Gene Ontology annotation, cellular component: extracellular matrix. Gene Ontology annotation, molecular function: protein binding. Lineage: Eukaryota; Metazoa; Arthropoda; Insecta; Coleoptera; Chrysomelidae. The coding region runs from base 1685 to 3691 and encodes 668 amino acids.
AGCCCGAAAUAAAUAAACUUUCUUGUUUUAUCAUGUUUAGGAAUUCUCCAUUUUUUUGAGGAUUCUCCGAUAGUACGUACCACACCUCAAACACUUCUAUUUUAUUCAUGAUGUCCAUGUACAAAAAAAUGCUCCAUAUGUAACAGCGGAGUGUUCUUGAUCGCAUCUGAACUGUGAAUUUUCUAUUCGUAAGAGAAGCUUUCCAUUUGAUGAAUGCAUAACGUGCCAUUUCAAUCCUUGAUUUUAAUGUCUAUCCUGCAUUGCAUAGAUUUAUAAGCAGUUACCGACUAUAACGAAUAUGGCUACUAAAUAAAUACAUAUAUUUAUGAUUGAACAUGACUUUAUUGUUUUUGAAAGUAUUCUCUAUUAAGAUUAAGAACUUCUACAUGCGUUUGAACCAAUUUUCCAAACAUCUGUUUCGAAAAUAUGUGAAUUGAACGCAUCAAACGCUUCUUCAGGUGUAGAAAACAUUGAACUUCGGAAAUAAGAAGAAGUAAUUGGGUUUCAAACAACGGAUGACUUACCAAUUCGAUGUUUUGACUGUUCAAAAACGUUUUUGUUUGAACCGAUGUCUGAUGUCUUCUGCGAUUGGUUUCCCUGAUUUUUCAGGAACACUUCUUGCGCACAAAUGCUGGUGUACCAUUCAGAAUUUACGGUUCUACGUUGCUCUAAUGGAACGGUGGCGACGUGUCCAUUUGUUCCGAAUAAAACAGGCGACCAGUUGCUUCGUGCGCGAACAACUUUUGUUGAAGUCGCUCAACUUGAAAGAUCCAUACAGUCUAUUGCUUCGUCACCUGGCGCGUCAUAAACAUCUUUUUAAGCACCUAGAUUGAAUUUUUUCAGCAUUUCCUUGCACCAAGUGACACGGACUUUUCAAAUCGAGCAAAGAUCGAACGCGAUGCUUGUACCCUUGCAUGCUUUUGUCAACAUUCAAACAUUUGGGGGUCCAUUUUGCAGCAAUUUUUCUCAUGUCCAAAUUGACGCGAACCAUAUGAUGAACGCGUUCAUAUGAAAUAUUCAGUGCUUCAGAUAUCCGUUUUAGCCCAAUUCGACGGUCUGAUAAAAUCAUGUCAUGAACUGCAUCGAUAUUUUCGGGGACCGACACAGAAACUGGCCUUCCCGAUCGGUCAUCAUCUUCAGUGGAAAAUUUACCUCUUUUGAAGCUUGCAGGUCCAAUUUAAGGGUAUUAAGCAUAUCUUCGUAAAUCUGCUUACCUCUUAACCCUUUUAAAUACAGGUACUUGGUGAUGGCUCGAUACUCCAAUUUUUCGAUUUUCACAAUUUCAUUGAACAUCUUCUGUCUUCUAAUUUAUUUCGUAACUCUGGUUCACUUUUUUGACGUCAAACUUCACACUGACACUUCUAAUAAGUUAUUGUUCGUUGCUAUGAUAACGCAAUAUUUUGUUUAUGCAUGGAACUGGUCUGUGCUAACUAGAUAUCAAUACAUCCUUGUAUAAUAUAGUAAUUUUUGUAUUUGUUAUUCGAUCCAUGUGAUGCCAUCUAAGUUACUAAGUGAAUUGUUAAUCCAAUUCAUUGAAUGGAAUGUUAAAUAUUGAGUUCAAUAGUGCGACACCGGUUCUGUUUCAUUUGUUACUAAGCUCGAAGACGCUUCAUAAUGUUAUAAAUACGAUGUUUGUUAUUUGAUAAUUUAUUCUCGAGUAAUUUAUUAAAGUGAAAUAUUAACGAUGGUGACAAAGCUGUUAGUAACGGUGUUAUUAUCGCUUUUAGCUCUUUCAAAUUGUGAUCAGAUUUUUGUAAGUCUCGUUCGAUAUUAUGGAGAUGGCGAAGAUAAUAUAACAAUAAACCAAAUUGAAGAACUGAAACAAAAUGUGUUGUUUGACCAUAUUAGUGCGAUUGAAAUUAUCGAUCAGAAUGUUCCUAAAUUACCCAACAAAGUUUUGGAAAAUGUUGACGUUACUUCUUUACGUAUGAUUAACGAUAAUUUGGAAGAAAUUGAACCAGGAGCUUUCGAUGAAUCACGUCUCAAUUCAAUCACUAUAACUGGUAACAAAAUUGAUGUUAUCCAUGGAAAUAUAUUUAAAGGCAAAAAUAUGUAUGAUUUAGUUCUAACUAAUAACACAAUCAAGGUAUUAGAAGAAGGAGCAUUCGAAUCAUCAGAUAUUAGCGAUGUUAAUCUUGGUAACAACGAAAUAGAGACUCUCACUUUGGGAACGUUCAAUAAGGCGAAAAUCUACGGUUUAAACUUGGAGGGUAAUAAAAUUCGAGAAUUGUAUCCUGGUAUUUUUCACGAGAUGGAAAGUAUUAAUAAUGUGAAUCUCCAUAAUAAUUUUAUAGAAGAUAUCGGAACAACUUUUUCAAAUAUCACAACUUUAUGGGAUAUCAAUUUAUCAAACAAUUCCAUCAAGUCGCUUCAACCGAAUUGUUUCUCGGACUCACCUCUAAGGUAUAUAUAUUUACAAGACAACGAAUUAACUGAAAUUCAUAGGGAUGUAUUCAAUCAUUUACCGUUGCAAUAUCUGAAUCUUUCAAAUAAUAAAAUCGAAUUCAUUCAAAAUGAUAGUUUCGCCGAUCUAACCGAUGUCUACAAUAUCGAUUUAUCAUAUAAUAAACUCGAAGAAUUAAAACCUCGUUUCCUGAUUGGAAUAGAACGUAAAAUGUUGGUCAUUUAUUUAGAUCACAAUAACAUGAAUAAUAUAGAACCAGGAGCGCUUGAUGAAAUCAAUAUCGGCUCUUUGCAUUUGACAAACAACAUAAUCAAAGUUUUGAAAGCUGGCGUAUUUAAAAAUAAAAAUAUGGAUUAUGUAGAUUUUUCAAAUAAUCAAAUAUCCAACAUUGAUGAUGGAGCUAUGGAAAACUUCCGCGUUCAAACAUUAACAUUGUCUCAAAAUUUAUUAGAAAAACUCACAGUUGCGAUGUUCAAAGGAGCUAACGUUACCAAUUUGAAUUUGGAUAACAAUAAAAUUGAACAUAUUGAAGACGGAACUUUGCAACAAGUUGCCGAAUUGAGUAGUAUUAAUCUUAGUAAUAAUUUUAUCGAAAAUGUGGGAAAGGUUUUCAAUAAUUUAAAAAACAUUUACGAAUUGUCUUUGGAUAAUAAUAAAAUUAAAAAUAUCCAACCAGGAAGUUUCGCAAAUUCGAAAAUAUCUACUAUUUCUUUGAUCGGUAAUCAAUUAACUCAAAUAGAAAGAGGAGUAUUUAAUGAUUUACCUUUUAUUAAUAUAAAUCUAGUUAAAAAUAAAAUAUCAAAGAUAGAGGACGGAGCUUUCGCGACUAAAGAUUUGAGAGAUUUAAAAUUGGGAAGCAAUAAAAUUGGAAACCUUUCUCCUUCUUCUCUAGGUGUUAUUGAUAACGAUCAAUUAGAUUUAAGUUUGGAUGACAAUGAGAUAAGUGACAUUGCACCCGGUUCUUUAGCAACAGUUACAGUAAAAUCAUUGGAUCUAAAAAAUAAUACUAUUAAAUCAAUUAAAAGGUCAAUGUUUAAAGAUGCCAAUAUUGCGUUUUUAGUAUUAAUGAAAAAUGAAAUUGGUGAUGUCGAAACAAAUGUUUUUCAAGAUGUUAAAAAUUUGGUAUUCGUCGAUUUAAGUUACAAUAAAUUUACAACUAAAGUUAAUGACAAUCUUGUUGAUAUCAAUAUUUAUGUUAAGCCUAAAGCGGGGUUAGGAAAUUAUACUAGCGAAACUAUAGAAAAGCUUAUAUCAGCGUCCUAUACAACUGGUUAUAUUGUCGAAUAAAAAAUUAUAUUUGAAUUGGAACUCAAAAAUGUUGUACCACGCCAAUAAAUUUUUGAUUUAUU